AUGUCUACAAAACCAGGUUCAGUGAACCUUGAUCAUCCGUGCGCGGUAGAUUCGCGAUCGCAGCCAAUCAAUGCUACUGCCUUCAGACGAUACCUGGCACUCCUAUCCAUCAAGCUUUUAAAGCGCUUUCGCGAGCGCUCGGGCAACGUGCUCUUUCUUUCCAAGCAUAAAUGUGUCAAGUAUGGCACGAGCGUGCAACUCAGCGAAGCAGCGACGAUGCAAUUUGUUGCGAACCACACAUCAAUACCAGUUCCUCGGAUAUACUGCGCUUUCACGCACCACAAACGGACCUAUAUUGUUAUGGAGAGAAUCUGUGGGGAUUACGUAGGAGCUGGGUGGCUCAAGCGCUCGGAAGAGGGCAAGGCAAGCAUCUUGUCCCAACUCAAAAGCAUGAUCGAAGAAUUGCGCCGCAUACCACCACCAGAAGGAACUGGCGUUGCUAAUGUAGACGGCGGCCCCUUGUAUGACGUUAGGCUGCCUGGUACCUCCAACCAAUUUGGGCCUUUCCGAUCGAUAGCCGAUUUCCACAGGCAUCUGCGAAAUAACCUGGAAGCACACCCAGACCACUCUCCAGAGGUCACUAAGCUGAUUUCAGAGCAAGGAAGACACCAAAGUGGACCAGUCCUCACGCAUGGAGACUUGAGCAGCCUAAAUGUCCUCGCACGCGGAGACGACGUUGUUGGAAUCGUCGACUGGGAAACUGCAGGAUGGUAUCCCGAGUACUGGGAGUACACUACGGCAUGGAACGUCAAUCCUCAAAACGAAUUCUGGCGAGACGAGGUCGACAAAUUUCUCCAGCUUAUGCCCGAGGAACUGGGGAUGGAGAAGACCCGACUGAAGUGUUUCAAUAUCUUCUAG
Molecule: messenger RNA, 858 nt
Organism: Parastagonospora nodorum SN15
Lineage: Eukaryota; Fungi; Ascomycota; Dothideomycetes; Pleosporales; Phaeosphaeriaceae
Exons: 1
Coding region: 1-858 (285 amino acids)
Source: RefSeq, a predicted model, not a curated record